Messenger RNA from Amblyraja radiata (thorny skate), 1659 nucleotides. It is a transcript of the gene nipa2, whose product is annotated as NIPA magnesium transporter 2. Lineage: Eukaryota; Metazoa; Chordata; Chondrichthyes; Rajiformes; Rajidae. Gene Ontology annotation, molecular function: magnesium ion transmembrane transporter activity. The coding region runs from base 304 to 1395 and encodes 363 amino acids. The record is from RefSeq and is a predicted model, not a curated record. The transcript has 7 exons. Gene Ontology annotation, biological process: magnesium ion transport. Gene Ontology annotation, cellular component: membrane.
GCCUCCGGGCCGGCAGGGGGCGCUGCGGCGGCGGCGGCAGUAGCAGCUCGGGCCUGGCGAAGGCGGAGCUAGUCGGUCGGUCGGUCGGUUGUCCGCUGCGGGAGGAUGAAGGCGGCGCAAGGCCGCGGCUCCGGCGCCCGACUCACCAAAUCGCAGUGAUAAAUGAAACUCAAGUGGAUUUAUUGGAAAAAAAAGAACUGCAUGUGCAAGGCAUCACCUGUACCAAGUUGCAUCGCUCACAGUGGCAGCUCUUCAAUUUGCCAUUUAAUGUGUUAAACUCCCUGCUUGCCCACGCCAAGAAGAAUGGGGCAGGAAAAAGGAAAAUAUGACUUUUACCUGGGCUUGAUUCUAGCCAUUAGCUCCAGCAUUUUUAUUGGAGGGAGUUUCAUCCUGAAAAAGAAGGGCCUCCUCAGACUGGCCAAGAAAGGGUCGAUGAGAGCAGGUCAGGGAGGGCAUGCAUAUCUUAAAGAAUGGCUGUGGUGGGCUGGACUAUUGGCAAUGGGUGCUGGCGAAGCUGCUAACUUUGCUGCAUAUGCUUUUGCUCCGGCUACGUUAGUAACCCCAUUGGGAGCCCUUAGUGUCCUAGUAAGUGCCGUUCUGUCAUCUUACUUCCUGAAUGAGAGGCUUAAUCUCCAUGGAAAACUUGGUUGUCUUCUAAGUGUUGUGGGUUCAACUGUGAUGGUAAUACACGCACCACAAGAGGAAGAGGUGGAAACGUUACAUGAAAUGGCCAUUAAACUUAAAGAUCCAGGUUUUCUGGUGUUCGCAACAUUUGUCAUCAUUAUUUCCCUGAUUCUUAUUUGUGUUGUUGGUCCCCGUCAUGGGCAGACGAACAUCCUGGUUUACAUAACCAUCUGUUCUGUAAUUGGUGCCCUAUCUGUGUCCUGUGUGAAAGGCCUUGGUAUUGCCAUAAAGGAAUUCUUUGCGGGCAAGCCCAUCCUUACCUACUCUUUGUCUUGGAUUCUUCUACUGAGCCUUAUAGCUUGUGUAAGCACCCAGAUUAACUACUUGAACAAAGCACUUGAUAUUUUCAACACAUCCUUAGUGACUCCCAUUUAUUAUGUGUUCUUCACUACAUCUGUUUUGACAUGUUCAGCUAUCCUUUUCAAGGAGUGGUAUCACAUGGACAAUGAUGACAUCAUUGGCACAUUGAGUGGUUUCUUCACCAUCAUAGUGGGCAUCUUUUUGUUGCAUGCCUUUAAAGAUAUCAAUUUAACACUGGCAACUUUGCCUGUGUUCAUGAGAAAGGAGGAGAAGGGAUUUGCUGCCAAUGGUAGUGUACAUUAUGAGCGGUUGGACCACAAUGUGGAAAACAAAAGCUGUACUGACAGUUCAGAAAUGCACCCCUCUGAAAUGAUAUCCUCCAGAAGAAAUGGCAACAUGAUCAACAUGUGAGAGUCGGAAAAUAAUGUGUGAGGGAUAAAGGAAAUGCACUGCCUGGCCUAUAGUAACUGUGCUGUCAUAGUCACCAGAAUUGAGCUGCUUGUAAAACAAAGGUUAUCUGUGUUGGUGACUUCAUUUGUUGUAAAGGAGAGUCUCUCGGGACAAUCAUUUUUCCUCCAGUGUGAUUGGAAUGGACAAAGGGUUAUUGUAUUUACCUUUUUAUUUGCCUUAAUUUUCAUGGCUCAUUUUUAAAAAAUAAACCAUUCGAAUGAUGCA